AUGGAGGUGGUUCUGAACAACCGCAAGAAGAAUGACUUCAGGAUACCCGGAAACAAAGUGUUCCUAUACCGAUCGACGUUCCUCCACCCGCCCACCGUGAAGUUCGCCCGCAGCCUGUCGGUGCCCGGCCCCGACGACAUCCCCCCCCCGCCCACCACCGCCCCCCCCGACCCCCCCUUCGCCUCGGCCCCCCCCCUGGGCUGGAGGGGCAAGUCCUCCCAGCAGCCCUCCGUCUCCCAGUCCACCGCCACCUCCGCCCACUACCAGCUCUGCUCCCAGUCCCAGUCCGUCCAGUUCACCCGGCCGGGGGGGCCCGGCCCCGGGGGCCAGCAGGACCACGCGGCCCCCCAGUACACCCACCCCCAGCCGGCCCCCCACCCCGCCCAGAGCCGGGCGGCCCCCCGGAAGGUGAGCUACCCCGGGGAGCCCGGCCUGCCCGCCGGGCUGGGGGGGGCGGCGGCAGCCAAGGCGGCGGGCCUGAGGCGGGGCUACAGCACGGCCGGCCCCCCCUUGGCCGCCGCGCCCCCCCCCCAGCAGCAGCAGCAGCAGGGGGUCCAGAGCCAGGCCCAGCGGGGUGACCGCGGCGCGGCACCGGGCCUGGCGGGGGUGCCUAAGGGGGGGCCGCGGAGGGGCAAGGUGCCCCUGGUGAAGCAGUCCAAGGUGGAGGACCUGCGGGCGGGGCAGGGCACCCUCCUGGGGGGCAAGGCGUCGCUGGAGAAGAGCUCCAUCGCCAUCCCCACCAUCGUGGUGAAGGCGCCGUCCACCAGCAGCAGCGGCCGCAGCAGCCAGGGCAGCAGCAUGGAGGCGGAGCCAGCGCCCCCGGGGGGGGAGGGGGAGGGCCCCGCGGCGUCCCAGCCCCCGGCGCCGCCCUCCACGCCGGCGCCCCCGCCCCCGUCCCUCCCCUCCAUCCGGGCGCAGGACGGCCAGGACUUCACCAGCCAGUUCGGCGCCGCCAUCGUGGGCGCGGCGCGGCGCGACCGCGAGCGCUUCCACGAGGCGCGGCGCCGCAGCGCCUCCUUCUUCAUGUCGGUGGAGGACGAGGCGGGGCUGGACGCCGGUGGCGGCGGCGGCGGGGGGCGGGGCCAGGCGGCGGCCCAGGGGCUGCUCAGCCACCAGGGGGGGGAGGCGGCGGCCACGCGGCUGCGGCCGUCCAAGUCCAUCGACGAGGGCAUGUUCUCGGCGGAGAGCUUCGUCCACAGCACGCGCAGCAUGCCGCCGGCCUUCGGCCUGCCCGAGUACGCCUCGCCCGCCCUGGACUACCAGCCCAAGUCGGUGCCCGCCGAGUUCUACGGCGCCGGGGGCCGGCAGCAGCAGGUGAACCCCGCCUCCACCACCACCUUCAUCCACCCGCUGACGGGGAAGGUGCUGGACCCCUCGUCCCCCCUGGGGCUGGCGCUGGCGGCCCGCGAGCGCGCCCUGAAGGACGACAGCCGGCUGCGGCGCGGCGCGGCCGACCACCACUUCGCCCGCCAGAUGUCCGGCGUCGGCGGGGGUUUCCCCUCGUCGUCGUCGGUGUCCUCGCAGCCCCCGCCCAUCUCCACCGCCGCCGCCCAGUCCUCCGGCUCCUCCUACCUGGUCACCUCCUCCUCGCUGGCCGCCACCACGCCCACCGUGGGCCGGCCCCCGUCGCCCCGGAUCCUGCGGGGCUCCGGCGGCGGCGGCGGGACGUGGGGCGCCGGGGACGACGGCGGCGGCGGCGCAGGAGGAGGAGGAGGAGGGGGGGGGGAGCGGGAGAGGGAGGGGGGCGGCGCCCGCGAGGGGCUCAGGGUGCGCUUCUCCGAGGACAAGACGGUCCACGCCCCCCACUACCAGGCCCCGCCCCCGCAGCUCUACGCGCCCUCCUACAAGGAGCGGGAGAGGGAGCGCUCCCGGGAGAGGGAGCGCGAGCGUUCCCGGGAGCGGGAGAGGGACAUGUCCCGGGAGCGGGAGCGGGACAAGGAGCGGGAGGGGUACCUGCGGAGGGCGGAGCGCUCGGCGAGCCAGACGCCGCGGCGCCCGUCCUUCCUGCGCAUGGAGAGCGAGGCGGGGCCCUACAUGCUGUCCCUCACCCCGCCCUCCCCGCCGCCCGCCAGCACCCUGGGGCAGCCGGGGGGGGGCGGCGCCGGGUCGGGGGGCGCCGGGGGCGCCGGCGGCUCCGGCCUGAUGGUCCUGCCCCCGCCGGCGCCGUCCGUCGACGCGGAUGACGAGUUUGUGUUCGCCGACCCCCUCCCCCCGCCGCUGGAGUUCGCCAACAGCUUCGACCGGGGGCCGGGCGCCAUGACGCGCUACGCCCAGCGGGGGGGGCCUGGCGGCCUGGCGGCGGCGCGGCAGCAGCAGCAGCAGCAGCACGCCGUGUCGGUGCCGGCCCCCCCGCCGCCCCCGCCCCCGCCGCCGCCGCCCCCCUCCCAGAGGGAGCCCCUGGCGGGGGGCUUCCACGCCCACACGCCGCUGCCCUCCCCCCAGGCCGGCGACUCGGCCACCUCCAGCCUGACGUCCUACGACAGCGAGGUGGCCAACCUCACGCAGUCGGGCCACUCCCCCUCCCAGACCUCCCCCAACCAGCCCCCGCCCUCCCCCUCCACCCUGCAGCCCGCCUCGGGGGCCCCGCCCCAGCCCUCCGUCUCCCCGCCGCCCCCCCCCCCGGGGUCCUUCCACCGCCCCUUCUCCGUGUCCCACCCCCACCACCUCUACAACAGCACCCACAGCGCCGGGCCGGGCCGCUCCUCGCCCACCCCCCCGCCCCACACCAUCGCCCCCCCGCCGGCGUACCGGGGGCCCCUCACCCCCUCCUCCAGCGCCGCCACGCUGGCGGCCCUGCGGGGGGCCGUCUCCCCCUCCUCCCCCCACCCCACGACCGCUAGCUGUGCCUCCGCCCCCUCCUCCUCCUCCUCCUCCUCGCAGCUCCACCAGGACCGGACCCACAAUGCACCGGGGGGGGGCGGGGGCGGGGCCCGGCGGCCCGGGGAGCGCCACCCCUCCCCCGUCUCCAAGGUGGGGGGUGGGGGGGAGGCGGCGCAGGAGGCGGUGGUUGACUCGGGCAUCGAGGAGCUGGACAGCCGCAGCAGCUCGGACCACCACCUGGACAGCAUCCUGGGCAUGAGCGGGGUCAGGGGUCACGAGCGGGCCGGACGGACCCCCGCCGAGAAUGAGCGAGGAGGAGGAGGAGGAGGAGGAGCAGGAGACCUACUGGACUCCUACAUGAGCUACCUGGACGGGCAGACGUUCGAGAUGCAGAACGCCACCGCCGCCACCGCCACCUACCCCAAGACCAACCGCUUCCGGGAGGGGGGCCGCAUGGGCGACCUGCGGCGGCAGACCAGCACGGCCCCGCCCUCCUUCCACUCGCACCGCCGCCGCGAGGAGCAGCAGGAGGAGGAGGAGCUGGAGGAGGCCGACGCCGAGGAGGAGGACGGCCGGGGCCACGACGCGUACGGCCUCAGGGAGAUGCAGAACCUGGGCCGGCCCACCUCGCCGUACUUCGACCGGCCCCGCACCCCCGAGAUGAAGCCCCUGUGGGGGGACGGGCCGACGGCCGGGGAGGGCAUGGGCAUGGGCCAGGGCGGGCCGUACCACGACGGCAGGAAGAUGUACCAGUCGGCCUCCAGUAUGAAGCCCAGCAUCCUGAACGAGCUGAGCAGCAAGCUGCAGCAGAGGAGCAAGGAGAGCUACCAAAGACCCCUGAGCCGACACAGAAACAGGUUCUCCGAAGACUCGGCCUCGGCCCUGAGCCCGCCCUCCACGCGCUCGCUCUCCCCCUCCCCCAUCUCCCUGUCCCAGCCCGCCCUGUCCCCCUCCCCCACGGCCUCCUCCCAGUACCAGAACUGGGCGCGCUCCCCCUCGCCCCAGCCCGCGGCGCCGGCGCCCUCGCAGCCGCCCCGCUCCCAGUCCCCGCUGUCGCCCACCGCCUACGCGCCCUACCCCACCUCCCCCAAACACAGACCCGUGUACCGGACCAAAGCCCUGGAGUUCCAGUUCAUCCCCAGCAGGGAGUCGCGCAAGGCCGACUCCCACAUCAUGCAGCGCCGCCGCGCGCCCAGCCCGCUCGUCUCGCCGUCGGAGCGGCCCAAGGCGGGGCCCCCGCGGCCCUCCUCCCUCCCCCUGCUCCCGACCACGCCCCUCUACAGCGCCCUGUACGACCUGCGCGGCGGCUCCGUCACGCCGCCGUCGCCCGGCAACCCCCUGGGCGACCCCUACUUCUCCCCGUCGCCGCCGCUGUUCGCCCCGUCCGGCGCGCCCCCGCCGCCCAACGCCGCCCUGGUGGUGUCGCGCUCACUCUCGCCCACCCACUUCCUGUCCGGGACGUCCUCGCCGCCGAUGCACCCCCACCCCCCGCCCCCCUGCCUGAGCUACCCCCCCCUGCCCCCGCCCCCGCCCACCAAGCCCUUCGCCGCCAAGCCCCUCGCCUACUGGACCAAGUACGACGUGGCGGACUGGCUGGUGUACCUCAACCUGGCGGAGCAUCGCGAGCGUUUCCUUGACAACGAGAUCGACGGGACGCACCUGCCGUCGCUGACGAAGGAGGACUACCUGGACCUGGGGGUGACGCGUGUGGGCCACCGCAUGAACAUCGAGCGCGCCCUCAGGCGGGUGGUAGACAGGAUGUCCGGCAGCCCGUUCCCCAUGUCCAUCCUCUCCCCUCGGGACAGCCGGGCCGAGCGGCGGAGGGACGACGGGAGCCUGGGCUAG
This is a messenger RNA of Gadus chalcogrammus (walleye pollock), 4665 nucleotides long. RefSeq names its product SH3 and multiple ankyrin repeat domains 1 (gene shank1). Gene Ontology annotation, molecular function: synaptic receptor adaptor activity; ionotropic glutamate receptor binding. NCBI's taxonomy places the organism in Eukaryota, Metazoa, Chordata, Actinopteri, Gadiformes, Gadidae. The coding region runs from base 1 to 4665 and encodes 1554 amino acids. The record is from RefSeq and is a predicted model, not a curated record. The transcript has 6 exons. Gene Ontology annotation, cellular component: dendritic spine; postsynaptic density; postsynaptic membrane.